This is a messenger RNA of Formica exsecta, 768 nucleotides long. RefSeq lists its product as uncharacterized. Gene Ontology annotation, biological process: sensory perception of smell; detection of chemical stimulus involved in sensory perception of smell. The transcript has 3 exons. The record is from RefSeq and is a predicted model, not a curated record. Lineage: Eukaryota; Metazoa; Arthropoda; Insecta; Hymenoptera; Formicidae. Gene Ontology annotation, molecular function: odorant binding; olfactory receptor activity. Gene Ontology annotation, cellular component: plasma membrane. The coding region runs from base 1 to 768 and encodes 255 amino acids.
AUGCAGACUCAAAAAGAUUUGGAUCAUGCAGCUGAGGUGCUGUUGUGGAACAAACAAUUAAUGUCGAUGUUGGGUCUUUGGCCUUUCCGGACUAAUAAUUUUAUAUUCUUCAUUAAUUUUGGCUAUUUCAGUUUUCUCAUGAUUUUAGAGUAUCUGGAUUUGUUUCUUUUUAUCGAUGAUCUUGAACACGUGAUUAUGAACUUAACAGAGAACAUGGCAUUCUCACAGAUAUUUGUACGAAUGAGUAUGUUACGAUUAUGUAACUGUCAAAUAGGUGAAGUCAUAAUGGAAGCUAUGAAGGACUUUGAUAAAAUGAGUUAUAAAACCACCGAAGAGAUCAAGGCAUUCAUCACAUAUAAUGCUAAGUCAAAGAUCUUUGUUAAGCUGUUGAUUGUGUUCGUCGCGUUGACAGCUUCGUCGUAUUAUUUAACUCCAAUUAUAAUUAUACUCGGAAGUGGAUUCCCCAAAAUAGUAAUCAAUGAGAAUAUGACCCAAGUAAUUUACUUAUUGCCUUAUCGCUUUCAUCUAUUUUAUGCAGUCAAGAACAUGCGUACUUACAUGAUUACUUAUAUCUUGGAAUUACCAUUUGUAUUCGUCAGUGGUUUUGGGCAAAGCGCAGCUGAUUGCAUUAUGGUCACCCUUGUUUUUCAUAUUUGCGGUCAAAUGUCAGUUUUAGCUUUGCGCAUUAACAAUAUAAAUUCCGAUCUCCUCAGAUGCAGACGCGAAAUGCGACAUGUAGUGCGGAUGCAUAUACGGCUACUACGGUGA